Molecule: messenger RNA, 2025 nt
Organism: Alternaria atra
Lineage: Eukaryota; Fungi; Ascomycota; Dothideomycetes; Pleosporales; Pleosporaceae
Exons: 2
Coding region: 1-2025 (674 amino acids)
Biological process (GO): ribosome biogenesis; maturation of LSU-rRNA from tricistronic rRNA transcript (SSU-rRNA, 5.8S rRNA, LSU-rRNA)
Cellular component (GO): nucleolus; PeBoW complex
Molecular function (GO): RNA binding
Source: RefSeq, a predicted model, not a curated record
AUGGCCGGUCGCUCGAAAAAGAAGGGCACCUCUGGUGCUGCCAAAAACUACAUCACUCGGACGCGCGCCGUGAAGAAGCUUCAGAUCUCUCUCCCCGACUUCAGACGACUAUGUAUCUUCAAGGGAAUCUACCCCCGUGAGCCGCGCAACAAGAAGAAGGUCUCGAGGGGCUCCACCGCUGCGACUACCUUCUACUACACCAAGGAUAUCCAGUACCUCCUCCAUGAGCCGCUGCUGGCAAAGUUCCGUGAGCACAAGGCUGUCGCAAAGAAGAUUGGUCGCGCCCUCGGUCGCGGCGAGUCUGGAGAUGCAUCGCGUCUCGAGAAGAACCUCAUGCCCAAGGUCAAGCUCGACCACAUCAUCAAGGAGCGCUACCCUACCUUUGUCGACGCCCUGCGUGACCUCGACGAUGCCCUGUCUAUGCUCUUCCUCUUCGCCAACCUUCCCUCGAGCGACCACGUCCCUGCAAAGACCAUUGCCCUCUGCCAGCGAUUGACCCGCGAGUUCGAACACUACGUAAUCACCUCCCACGCCCUCCGCAAGUCCUUCCUCUCUAUCAAGGGUAUCUACUACCAGGCCACAAUCCAGGGUCAGGAUAUCCUUUGGCUGGUACCAUACAGGUUCGUGCAGCGAACAGGCGGCGACAUUGAUUUCAGGAUCAUGGGUACUUUCGUCGAGUUCUACACAACUCUUCUCGGCUUUGUCAACUACCGCCUCUACACCUCAGUCGGCCUGGUAUACCCACCCAAGUUCAACGCAAAGAGCGACGAGCAAGGUGGUGAGCUUGCUGCAUUCCAGCUUGAGGGCAAGGCCACUGCAAUCAACGGCGCAACCAACGGACGUGAUGAGGAUGCCGAGAUCAACCCCGAGGCACAGGCGAUAGCAGACAGGAUUGGAGCUAUGCCUGAUGUUGACGAGGAGGAGAGCACCACGGCUGUGGCCAAGGUUGCCACUGAAGACGAUGAGGAGGAGGCCAAUGACGAGAUUGACAAGUUCGAGCCGACUGCCCCCGAUGCCGAUGUCCUACUCCAGCCGCAAGCAAGCAGCGCCGAGGUUGCCUCCCUAUUCGCUCCAUUCACCUUCUACUUAUCACGAGAGACACCCAGAGCAUCGCUCGAGUUCAUAUUGAAGGCGUUUGGCUGCAAGAGAGUCGGUUGGGACGGAACUCUCGGUGAUGGUGCUUUCACAACCAACGAGUCGGACCCAAACAUCACACACCAGAUCGUUGACCGACCCGCUCUCUCCAACGGCGCGUCCAACGGGGAUGCCGAGGAUGCUGCUGCUCCCAAGGUUCAAUGGCCCUACUCCAUGAUGCCUGGACGUACUUACGUCCAGCCACAGUGGGUCUGGGACAGUAUCAACCAAGGCAAGCUGUUGCGACCAGACCACUACUCCCCUGGCGCAGAUCUGCCACCGCAUCUGAGCCCUUGGGUCAAGCCCAAGAAGGGCGAGUACGACCCUAACCUUCCUCUCGCCGCGCAACAGCCAGAGGGCGAGGCUGAGGCGUUUGAAGAUGAGGGUGAUGAAGACGAGGCAACCUUCGACGUUGACGGAGAUGAGGACAUGGAUGCCAUUGUUGACCGCGAAGGCUCGGUCGAAGUCGGCGAGGGCAUGGAUGUCGCUGACGACUCUGAAGACGACAGUGACGAUGAUGAAUCAGAUGAAGCUGGCGCAGGCGAGGAGUUUGACGGCUUCGACUCUGAUGCUGAAUCGGACAUCUCAGAAGGAGAGGCAGCUCGUCUUCAACACCAGCGUGAACUGGAAGCUGAAGCCACUGGCAAGAAGCUCGAGGUCAAGAAGCCGACAAGGAAAGAGGAGAACGCUGCCAUCCGCAAGAAGGCCGAGAAGAAGAAGCGCGCAGAAGAGGAGGAGCGCGAGAGGCAAAAGAUGAUGUUGUCUAACAAGAAGCGCAAGCUGCUCAAGCGUAUCGAAUAUGGCGAGGACAAGCGCAAUAAUGAGUCUGAGAGCCUGCGCAGAAAGCGUGCAAAGGUCGAGAAGGCAAAGGCUGCUGCUGAGGCUCUAUAG